Molecule: messenger RNA, 1518 nt
Organism: Lepisosteus oculatus (spotted gar)
Lineage: Eukaryota; Metazoa; Chordata; Actinopteri; Semionotiformes; Lepisosteidae
Product: eukaryotic translation initiation factor 2 subunit 1
Biological process (GO): translational initiation
Cellular component (GO): eukaryotic translation initiation factor 2 complex; eukaryotic 48S preinitiation complex
Molecular function (GO): RNA binding; ribosome binding; translation initiation factor activity
Source: RefSeq, a predicted model, not a curated record
AGGGUUUACGUGUUUGUGCGUCCAUGCUGAGGAAACUAACUGCGCUUAAGGUUUAGGCCGUUCUCAGCCUUUAACUAGAAAAUACAUUUUUUUCUGCGUAACUUUGUCGAGAGGAGAAAUACUCAAACGUAGGUGAAUUAUUCAACAUUACGGAGUUUGGAUCUCUAUCAAGAAUAAAGCAUGCCGGGGCUCAGCUGUAGAUUUUACCAGCACAAGUUCCCGGAAGUGGAGGAUGUGGUAAUGGUGAACGUACGCUCCAUCGCAGAGAUGGGUGCCUAUGUCAGCCUGCUGGAGUACAACAAUAUCGAGGGUAUGAUCCUGCUGAGCGAGCUCUCUCGGAGACGAAUCCGCUCCAUAAACAAACUCAUCCGCAUCGGCCGCAACGAGUGCGUGGUGGUCAUCAGGGUGGACAAGGAGAAAGGUUAUAUUGAUUUAUCCAAAAGGAGAGUUUCUCCAGAAGAGGCCAUCAAGUGUGAAGACAAAUUUACAAAAUCCAAAACUGUGUACAGUAUCCUGCGCCACGUGGCUGAAGUGCUGGAGUACACUAAGGAUGAGCAGCUGGAGAGUCUCUUCCAGAGGACGGCCUGGGUAUUCGAUGAGAAGUACAAGAGACCUGGAUACGGUGCCUACGAUGUCUUCAAACAGGCUGUCUCAGAUCCAUCAAUUCUUGAUGGGCUGGACUUGACUGAGGAGGAGAGGAAUGUUCUAAUCGACAACAUCAACAGGCGACUUACCCCACAGGCUGUGAAGAUCAGAGCAGAUAUCGAAGUGGCCUGCUAUGGUUAUGAGGGAAUUGACGCAGUGAAAGAGGCUCUAAGGGCAGGCCUGAACUGCUCUACUGAGGCCAUGCCCAUUAAGAUCAAUCUGAUUGCUCCACCACGGUACGUCAUGACCACGACCACACUGGAGAGAACUGAAGGCUUGUCCGUCCUCAACCAGGCCAUGGCUGCCAUCAAAGAGAAGAUCGAAGAGAAGAGGGGUGUCUUCAAUAUCCAAAUGGAGCCGAAGGUGGUGACAGACACCGAUGAGACAGAGUUGGCCCGGCAGCUUGAGAGACUGGAGAGGGAGAAUGCUGAAGUGGACGGGGACGACGACACGGAAGAGAUGGAAGCCAAGACAGAAGAUUAACUACACCAUGUCCUGGGCCCACACAGACAGCUGUCUUCGAGUUAGAACACACAGACUCGACUCAGUGUUUGAACAUAGCCUAGAAACUACUUCACUUGAAAGUAUUUUGAACACCAAUGCAUUCGAACUGUUAAAUGAACUAGGAUUUUUACUUUAAUGCCUUGGCUGUGGCCUUUUUUUCCCUGAACAAGACCUGAUUUUACUCUUUCUUCAAGAUAUAAUUCUGCUGUGGGUGGUGUUUACUGCAGGGGGAGUGAGGGAUGGAUGGAUUCAUUUAUUGAAACCUUGCUGGGGUUGCUUUACAGAGAUUUGUUGAGCAGAAAUGCUGUGGUUGACUGCCCAUUAUACCAUUAAAGCUCUGGAAAUUUUCAAUAAAACAGUUUGAAGGAA